AUGGAACGAGGAAGAAGAAGAAGAAGGAAGUUCGUUCCAAGGGUAAAGGAAUUAAUCUGCGAAUAUUCUCCCGUAAUCUGUUUCCUUCCAUUCAUCACUCAAAGCCUUCUAAACAUCCAUGAUUGGAAGCAAACGUACGAGAAGCAAGAACGCCGUGACGACUUAAUCCUUGAUAUGUUCAAGCCAACACGAAGGUGCGGUGUCGAACCAGUCGCCGCACUCCACUGCUAUGACCACGGCUCCACAUCACGACCUUGUGGCCACCAUCGCGGUCUCACCUUAAGAAGUAGAACAACUCCUGCAAAGUCAACCCUAGCUUGA
Prunus armeniaca (apricot) is the source of this 321-nucleotide messenger RNA. NCBI's taxonomy places the organism in Eukaryota, Viridiplantae, Streptophyta, Magnoliopsida, Rosales, Rosaceae. The record is from the annotation of a GenBank genome assembly.